Molecule: messenger RNA, 5151 nt
Organism: Lytechinus pictus (painted urchin)
Lineage: Eukaryota; Metazoa; Echinodermata; Echinoidea; Temnopleuroida; Toxopneustidae
Product: transmembrane protein 101-like
Exons: 2
Coding region: 82-645 (187 amino acids)
Biological process (GO): positive regulation of canonical NF-kappaB signal transduction
Source: RefSeq, a predicted model, not a curated record
UCUACUUCAUUAUCUAGAUCGGAAGGAUUCCCGCUGGUUUACAUUUACAUUCACAUCUUUGUCCUGUUCACGUCUGGGACGAUGAUGUCAUUCGGGUCACAGAGGUCACUUUGGGCCAUCGUCACGGCUGUUUCCAUGGCAAUCUUCACCACGAUCACCCAGAGUCAGCAGCCAAAGACCAAGAUGUGGCUCGUGGCACGGAUCGCAUCUCACGAUAUCGGAGUCAUCGGAGUAUUCCUCAUCCUCGCCAGCCGCGUCGGAGAAGACCUCGGCAAGAAAUACCGCCUCCACUUCCUCUUCCCCUACGGCAAGAACCUCAUCUCCAUCUUCUGCAUCAUCAACUCCGUCCAGCUCUACCGGACGCCCGAGGAACGCCGUGCCUUCCUCUCGACGCUCCCCCACGGCGAGACGGCCAUGGUCCUCCUGGGCGUGGCCCUGCUCAUGGGCGGGUUCCUCUUCUCCUCCGAGUUCCAGACUAAACGCAUCAGUGCAUUUUUAGCCGUCGCUCUGUUGUUUUUUAUCCUGACCAUAGAAGGUAACCUUCAUUAUUGGCACAUGAAAGCGAGAUUAGAAUACUGGAUGCAAAUGAAUAUGGUUCUGAAUAGUGUCACUGUUCUGUGUAGCUUGAUCUUCAUGGCAACAUGAUAGUAGUUUGAUUCAGGGGACAGUUUCAUUGAGCUCAUUGUAAGUCAUGCACAACUUUACAUAAGAAACUAAAUCUGUUUUGGCAAGUUUUUGUAGAUAUUUGGGAGAAAAGUCAACUUGAACAGUUUCACCAAAAAUCAGCAUUCUACUUGCUAUUCAAAGUGAGUUAAAGAAAAACAAAUGCAUAACUGAUUACUUAAAUAUUUCAGAAAUCAAUCUUUUCACUAUACAGUCUUGUGGUGAUCACAUGAUCUGAAGUUGAGAUCAGGGGGGGGGGGGGCGUUUCAUGAAAGGACUUGUCGGACGUUUUAGCCAAUCAACAUCAGAGAAAGAUGUCAGAUCUGACAACUUGUCGGAUGAAAAUGUUGAUGAAACACUCCCCGGGGAGCGUUUCAUCAACAUUUUUGUCCGACAAGUUGUCAGAUCUUACAAUUUUCCCUGAUUCUGAUUGGGCGAGAGGUACUGUUACUAUGGUAAUUGUCGGAUAAAACAGGACUUGUCGGAUAAAAUCCUUUCAUGAAACGCUCCCCUGAUAAGGUUGUAAAAGCCUGGUCUGAAAUAAAGCAGAAAAAAUAGGGUUAACCCUAAUCAAAUUUUGACAAAUUCAAACCUUGGCUUCAGAUGUUAAAAUGUUAACUACACAAAUUUUGAUGUAUAAACAUUGGGUUUCAAGUUGAGUGGAUUAGAUUGAGAUUCAAAUUGAAUUAAAUUGAAUUGAAUUGGACUGACCUGAAUUGAAUUUAUUAAGCUGAAUUGAAUUAACUUGAAUUGAAUUGAACUGUUCUGAAUUGAAUUGAAUUUAACACCCCAUAACAGGUUACCAGUUGUGUGUAAAAUUAUGCGUCACUUCCGACAGCUUUAUGAAAAACCUCUCAGAAUUAUAAGCUUUACUUAAGCAUUAAUUAUUUUGUGGCAUGCCACUUAGGAAUGCCUCUCUCUGCCCAGGUGAGAAAUGGCUGACCAAAAAGAAGCAAGCAUGGAAGUAGUUUGCUCUGAGUCAUUCUGAUGGUAACUGGUUUACAUUGCUCCAAAGGGAGUGGAGAAAGUAUUAAAGCAAUAAUCUUAUAGGGGAAGGGAAUUAAAGGGGAAGUUUAUACCCUGAUGAAAAGUUUGUUGUAAAUAUAGUGGAAAAAAUGAUUAAAAAUAUUGGUGAAGAUUUGAGGAAAAUCCACUAUAGAUUGAGAAAGCUAUUAGAAGUUUAAGUUUAGGAUUUGUGACAUCAUAAGUGAGCAGCUGCUACAUUAUGUAACAUAAAAUGCAUAAAUAUCAAUUUUAAAAUGGUUCUUCUGUUUAGGAACGGGUGUGAAAUGAUUUGUCUAUUACUGAAGGUACAGGAAUAAACAUUUUCAAUUUUCUGAGAAAAUGACAUUUCAUUGAUUUUUUACCAGUAUGAUGUAUAGAAAAGAUGAUUGCAUAAUAUGACGUCACAAAUCAAAUAAUUAGAAUUCUGUAAGUUUUUUAUUCUUUGAUACAUUUUACUCAAACCUUCACCAUUGUUCUUUUAAAUUAAUUUUUUCUAUUUUACUAUCAAAUUUUUGUCAGGGUAAACUUCCCCUUUAAUAAAUGUGACUCAACAUUUUCCCUUAUUACAUUCUCCUAGUUACACAGUUGUAUUCAUAUAUUUGAUAGAUAUACCUACAUGUAAUAUACGGAUUCAUUUCAUGUAAGGUUUUGAGUACGAUCAUGAUUGCAAAAGUUAUUAUCAAUUUACAAAAUUUUGACUAUUUUUCAAUGACGUAUGCAAUUAAAUCUGUUUAAAUGUUAAAUAUCGGAGCACUGAAAUGUUUUAAUAAGAAAAGGUUUGACUUUAAAGAGGCUAAUAACAUGUUUUACAUGAUAAUAAAACAAGGAAUGGAAUGGAUGAUGUGGGCUGAAAAAAUGUUUGACUGGUGUAUACAGUGUGUCUCAAAAAAAAAUAUAUAUAUAUAUACGCUUUUGAAAUGACUGCCAAGUAAACGGAUAACACUAUUGGGGGAAGGUAUAUGUAGAAAUCCGAUAACUUUUUGAGACACACUGUAGAGAUACAGUGUCUCCCUUAUGCAUUUUUUGUCUCGCCUGAACAAAGUUUUUUUUGCUUGAACGAAGUUUGGUAGAGACCUAGUGAUCAUUUUUCCUGUUAGUCUUUUACAAAAAUGUUAAGUUUUUGUUUAAUUUACUCUGAUUUCUUUAUUACUUUAUAUGUUUGUCAUUUUGCCUCCGACGAAGAUUCUGCUAGGAUCGAAAGCUUAGGCCCCUUUUGACUUUCUUCUUUAUUACUGCAUCAAUUAUGAUCCCACUUGGUACAAAUGAUCUUUGGGUAACACCACAUGUGUGUCAAGGAGGAUGAUGGGGUCAAAGGUCAUCUAGGGGUGAAAAGGUCAAGUUUUUGUUAAACCUGCUUUCAUUUCUUUAUUUCCACAUCAAUUGUGUUUACACUUGGUACAUGUGUGUUCACAAGGAUCAUUAGGUCAAAGGUCAUCUAGGGGUCAAAUGAUCAUAUUGCAUAUUUUAUUGAUCAAGAAAUCAGGCGAGACUUGUGGACGUGAACCAUCUUGUCUUUAUAUUGAAUGCUAGUAUUCGUAUACGGGAUAUAAUUAGAAAGACAAAUUAACAAUUAUUGUCAACUUGAGAAAGAAAAGCAGAUUAAUCUGAAAAAUGAAGAAAAAAAAUUAUAUUAAAAAUUAUAAUGAACAAAAAUCAUGAUCUUCUGUUUCAUGUAAUUAUUUAGUGGAAAAUAUGAUGUAAAUUGCCACUUUAUUUUCUGCAUGGUCACAUUUGAAAUUAGACUAUAUGGCUUUAGACCAAAAAAGCGUAUUCUUACUGUCGAUAUUUGAAGCUUUGAAUUUGAAUAAAACACAAGAUACAUGUCCAAGAGUUUCGUUAGCAUCAUUUUUAGGGAACCGCUUGGAAGUUUCACCAAGAUUGCACAGUAUACACAUCUCAUACUUCGGUGAACCCUGAACUUCAAACCUUAUUUUCUCCUUAUUUUUGAAGCUUUCACUGAAUUUCUUCUGCAUUCAAUCAAGUAUUUGUUUGGGUUAUUGUUUAUCAAGUUAUAGAUCAUUCAAACCUUAAGAUGUGCUUUCUCAAGCUUAAUAAAAAUGUCAACAUUCAUGUUGGGUGACCUAUAGUAUUGUUGGUCUGGGGGUGGCAGAUAACAUGGAAAAUUGCCAGUUUGUCUACUACCAGCUCGUUCACUCACCACAUGGUAUAACCUUCAUUUAGUCUAAUGCCAUUCCGUCCAUCAACAUUUCGUCUAACAACCAUUUGUUCCAAUAACCAUUUGGUCCAAUCAUCACUUCAUCUAAUCGCCAGUUUGUCUAUGACCAUUUUGUCUCAUAACCAUUUGGUCUAAUAUUUGUUUUAUUUUCAUUCAUUUUGCCCAAUUAACACUUAGUCUUAUUAGACCAAAUGGUAUAUGGACUAAAUGGCUAUUGGACCAACUGGUUAUUAGACGAAAUGGUGUGUGGACGAAAUGGCAGUGGCAUUUAGACUAUGUGGAUAUUAGACGAACUUAUAGUUGACCAAAUGAUAGUGGACGAGUUGGCAAUUGGACGAAUUGGCAUUGGACCAAAUGAAAAUAAACAAUGAACAUAUUUGUAUGUGAGGGAUUAUAAAGGCAAGCUUAUAAUUCAGUUUUUAUCAUACAUAUAACUUUUUUGUGUCGGUGCAAGAAUGCCCUUAGCAAACAUUUUCAUGCACUGCUUUGGUGCAGAAACACCCUUACGCAAUGCACUUAUGCGCACUGCUAAGUGCGUUUUUGCACACACGCAAUGCAUGAAAGUGUUGUGUUAUCGUGUUCUGGCAUUGACACAGCAUUUUGUUUUCAUCUACAUGUUAAUGAAAAAAUUUCAAAAGCCAAAGGAGAGAUGAAAUAUGUACAAUGUCAUGUAUGCCUUUUUAUCAACCUAAAAAACUCUAAAACCAACAAAAAAAUUAAAAGAAAUGCUUUUGAUAUGUUAUAAUCGAAGAUUUUGUGUAAUUUCUAUCAUGCUGAUAAUAAUAGAACACAUAAGUCUAUGUGAUGAAAUGAAGAUGGUGUUUCCGGUCACUUUAUAUUUCACUUUUUAGAAGCACUACUGUUAAUAAUGAUUUUCUGACGCAAUUUGUUUUUUCUAUAUUCAGAAGAGAAAGUGCACCAAAAGUCUUGAGACCAAGAAUUUGAAGGAAAAAACAGUUUCCCAUUUGAAAUUACAACAAAUGGUGUCCCGUGACUGCGCAAAGCAGGGCACCCAAUUCUUAGGUGCCUAAGGAUGCAAUACCCGAAAUCUCAACAUUUAUCACCAUUUUGAGUCAGAUUUUUAAAACAUCUGUCGCUAUAUUGAAAAUGUAAAUUUAUUGGUUCGGUAGUUGGAUUUCUUUUAUUAUAUUAGAAUUGGGCAGACACCGGUACACAUAUUUCAGACAUAGGGCACCACAUAUAUAUAUACAGGUGCAAGAACAAUGUCACAAAUACAUGUAUUGCAUAGUUUACAUGUAUAUCAAAUUUGAAAUAUUGAGAGGUGACUGUUUUGAAAAAUAUAUGGU